ACCCAUUUUGACAGAAUAUGGGGGAGGAGGGUAACCUGCUUGAGUGUGGCUGAGAGCCUAACCGAAAUCGAGUUCAAGGAACCCUGACGCGUCGUCCGCGCCACGAUCGGCGCGUCUCGGCGUCCGGCAGCACGCGUGGGAAGCCUCAUGCGCUCUCAUCCAAGUGCAAUAUCGGUGCAAUCAGCUGAUGAGUUGAUGAGAGACACUCUAAUUAACAUGCAGGAAAAGUCUUGAGUUUGUGGUGUCCACCAAUUGGAUCAGAACGUUCCGUAGUGACUCGUUUGAACAUGUUGGUCAUACGGAGACUUCCCAGUUUACUGUAUCGCCACCGGCAAGUGUCGAUGGGGUUCAUUUUGACGGGUAUAUUCCUCGUUACGGUCAUAUACCUCCUCAUGGACUGGGGUGUCGUGUGUUCCAAUGUCCUCGUAGGCAGACAUGUCAAUAAACUGUGUGACAUGUACAACAGAGGUGAAAUAGUUGGAAAUUUGUGUCCAGCACUAUGCAGAGAAAAAAAGAUACGAGCACCUGCCUGUCACACAUUUCGAGGAGGCAAAGAAGCUAUAUUUUCAGCAGAAAAAGAUGAUAGUUCUCAGCUUAUUUUUAAGUACUCAGCAAAGUAUUCCAAGGACGCAGCUUUAGGUGAGGCCAUGUUCCAGCCUGACAGCUUUGGAAGAAUAUCAGUUCCAUCUGAUGCAGAAUUUAAAUAUAUGUUGCAAGAACUUCUUGUUGCCAAAUUAAAUGUAUCAGUAACAGAAAGUCAGGUGACAAACCUAAUGAGGGCAGUAAUUCAUCAUGAAUCCACACAUCCAAAAUAUGGGGAAGAGCUUGUAAAUUUGUGGCAAUUUGCACAUGAUCAUGAGUUUGUCUGCUCUGCUGUAUUUGGUGACAGAGGGGUUUUCCCUCGUCUUCUUGGAGUUUGUGGACAGUACUAUGCUGUUGAAUAUCUUGAACCAUUGCCAGUAGAUGCUGAUUGGCCUGAUAGAGUAAAGCUGGCAGUGAUGACACUGGAGCUUCUGGAGCAACUUGAAAGAGAUCUUCCUGAGCCAUUUCACUUAUGUGAUGUAAAGAUGGACCAUUUUGGUAUGACACCUGGUGCACAGAGGAUUAAGUUUCUAGACUUGGAUUCAGUUUUACCUCGCCGGUUUGCAAACCAUAUAACUGGAGAUGGGCGACAAUGCGAAAGAGAUGCUGAUUGUGAUUUCUUUGACUGUCGUUCACGAUGUGGUGAUCUCAGCGGUACAUGUGAUAAUCCAGUUACCAACAAUAAUCUGCAGAUUGUUUGUGAAAAACUUUUUGUUGGAUGGACGUUGUCAGGCACAGUUGUGGUUCCUGGCCUACUUAUGUCUCCACGAACAUCUUCAGCACUUUCAGCUCUUCUUAGGCUGUGCUCUAACCCAGACUCAGAAACAAAUGACCUUGCUAGAUCUCCUGCAUCUUCCCACACAAAGAGAAGACUAUACAUGAUGCUUUCUGAGAUGUACAGCUCUCUCAGCCUACUUGACUGAUUUAAUACAGCAUUAGAUAGUAUAGUUAUGAUCAAGUUCUGUAGAAUUUAGCUCUUUACCCAUGAUGUGAAUUAGCUUUGAAUUUGAGAAGACCCAUUUUACAAUAUGUUUGAUAGAUUUUGCACUGCAUGUCAAGUGCUCUCUGAAAGCAAACCUACAAUUACUGAGUAUUUAUGUAACCUAGAGGCUGAAUAAUAAUAGAAAAUAGAAGUUAGUAGAAUUGUGCCAUAAUUAGCUAAUUAGACCUUGUAACACUUUCUCAGUUAACUGUGCCAUAUUUAGAUAUUACAAUAAUGAGAUUACCUACAUUAUAUUAAAGUUUGAAAGAAAACAUAAAUUUUA
Messenger RNA from Thrips palmi, 1847 nucleotides. RefSeq names its product divergent protein kinase domain 1C (gene aln). The record is from RefSeq and is a predicted model, not a curated record. Bases 288 to 1505 code for a protein of 405 amino acids. Lineage: Eukaryota; Metazoa; Arthropoda; Insecta; Thysanoptera; Thripidae. The transcript has 6 exons.